AUGGAGGAGGGGGAAAGGAGCCCCCUGCUAUCCCAGGAGGCUGGAGGUCAGGAACCACCCCUCACCAGGAGCAGCCCCCUCACUUCCAGUCGCCCAGGACCAGCUCCCUGGGAGGACCCAGCCUGGAGGGCAGGCCUUGGGGGGUUCCUGGCCUGCUUGCUCCCUUCAGAAAGCAGCUGCCUCAAGUGCCUACUCUUCCUGUCCAACUUCCUCUUCUCCCUGCUCAGCCUGCUGGCCCUGGCCAUCGGGCUCUGGGGCCUGGCUGUCAAGGGGUCUCUGGGAAGUAGUUGGGGGUCCCCCCUGCCUGCAGACCCCAUGCUGGGGCUGGUGCUGGGUGGGCUGGCGGUCAGCGCAGUGAGCCUGGCGGGCUGCCUGGGUGCCCUCUGCGAGAAUGCCUUUCUGCUGCGCUGCUUCUCCGGGGGCGUCCUUGCCUUCCUGGUGCUGGAGGCCGUGGUGGGGGCCCUGGUGGUGGCCCUCUGGGGCCGGUUACAGGAUGGCCUGGAGCACGUCCUGCGCCUGGCCAUCACCCACUACCAAGACGACCCAGACCUGUGCUUCCUCAUCGACCAAGUCCAGCUGGGGCUGCAGUGCUGCGGGGCGGCCUCCUACCAGGACUGGCAGCGGAACCUGUACUUUAACUGCAGCUCUCCUGGGGUCCAGGCCUGCAGCCUUCCUGCCUCCUGCUGCAUCGACCCCUGGGAAGGCGGAGCCUCUGUCAAUGACCAGUGCGGCUUCGGGGCCCUGGGCCUGGACGAGGACGCGGCCCAGAGGGUGGUGCAUCUAGAGGGCUGUGGCCCCCCACUCAUCCGGUGGCUGCACAGUAACAUCCGGACUUUAGGCUGCUACGCCAUCGGGGUCGUGCUGGUCCAGGGGGUGGAGCUCCUGCUGGCCAUCCAGCUGGUGAGGGCUCUGACUGUCCACAAGGGGGCAGCAGAGAGUGGGGGUCUGUCCAUAGGAACCCCAGACCCAGUGUCCCGUGCUCUGCCAAACUGGUCGUGGGCUGACCAACAGCGGGGAUGA
Rangifer tarandus platyrhynchus (Svalbard reindeer) is the source of this 1020-nucleotide messenger RNA. NCBI's taxonomy places the organism in Eukaryota, Metazoa, Chordata, Mammalia, Artiodactyla, Cervidae. The record is from the annotation of a GenBank genome assembly.